CAUGGCGGCGGCGCGCCGAGGGAGAGCGGGAGAUCCUCGCGCCGGCUUCAGGCGGGACGCGGGGGAGCCGGGGCCGGCGGUGCCGCAGGGGCUGAUCAGAGCGGCCCGGAAGAACGGCCAGUUAAACCUGGCAGGCCGCGACCUGAGUGAGGUACCUGCGAAUGUGUGGCGAAUAAAUUUGGAUAUUCCGGAGGAAGCCCAUCAAAAUCUGUCUUUUGGUGCUACUGAUCGUUGGUGGGAGCAAACAGAUCUGACCAAACUCAUCUUAGCCUCAAACAAACUGCAGUGUCUUUCUGAGGAUGUCAGACUUUUGCCUGCUCUCACUGUACUGGAUGUACAUGAUAAUCAGCUGACAUCUAUUCCUUCUGCUAUAGGAUUUUUGGAAAAUCUUCAGAAGCUCAAUGUCAGUCACAACAAGCUGAAAAAUAUUCCAGAAGAGCUGACACAAUUGAGACACUUGAAGAGCCUGCUUCUCCAACACAAUGAGUUGAGUCAUUUACCAGAUGGGUUUGGACAGCUUAUCAGUUUAGAAGAGUUAGAUCUUUCCAACAACCAACUUGAAACCAUUCCAUCCAGUUUUGCUUCCCUAACCAGUUUGGUGCGGCUCAGUUUGGCCCAUAACCAACUGAAGAACCUGCCAGCAGAGAUCAGCGCAAUGAAAAGCUUAAAACAACUGGAUUGUACUAAAAACCAGUUGGAAACCAUACCUUCCGAAUUGGCCAGCAUGGCAUCUUUAGAACAACUUUAUCUACGAAAAAAUAAAUUACAGUAUUUACCAGAAUUUCCAUCAUGCAAGUUACUGAAGGAGUUACAUGUUGGUGAAAAUCAGAUUGAAGUGUUAAGUGCAGAGCAUCUUAAACAUCUGAAUUCUCUCUGCGUGUUAGAGCUUAGAGAUAACAAGCUAAAAUCACUGCCUGAUGAAAUUACUCUGCUUCAGGGGUUGGAGCGACUUGACUUAACCAACAAUGAUAUCAGUAGCUUGCCUUGUGCUCUGGGGAAUCUUCCUCAGUUGAAACUCCUGGCAUUAGAGGGAAAUCCUUUGAGAACUAUUCGAAGAGACAUGUUACAGAAAGGCACCCAAGAACUCCUGAAGUAUCUGAGAAGCAAAAUCCAAGAUGAUAUAACUAGCCCAAAUGAGGGGUCUCCUGUGACAGCCAUGACUCUUCCAAGUGAGUCAAGGAUUAACAUUCAUGCCAUAACUGCAUUAAAAGUAUUAGAAUAUAGUGAGAAACGAGCAGCUGUGAUUCCUGAUGAAAUAUUUAAUGCAGUCGGAAGCAAUUCUGUCACUACUGUAAACUUCAGCAAGAAUCAGCUGAAUGAAAUUCCAAAAAGGAUUGUGGAGCUGAAAGAAUCUGUCUGUGAUGUGAAUCUUGGCUUCAAUAAACUCUCUUCCAUUUCCUUGGAGCUCUGUACACUUCAUAAAUUGACACACUUGGAUAUCAGAAAUAACUUUUUGACAUCUUUACCUGAGGAAAUGGAAGCACUGAUAAGACUGCAAAUAAUAAAUCUUUGCUUCAAUAGGUUUAAAAUAUUUCCCAACGUUCUUUAUCGCAUCCCAACACUUGAAACUAUCCUACUCAGUAACAAUCAGGUUGGAUCUAUAGACCCUCUACAACUAAGGAAGAUGGACAAGCUUGGCACCAUAGACCUUCAGAAUAAUGACCUCCUUCAAGUGCCACCAGAACUUGGAAACUGCGUAAAUCUUAGGACACUUCUGCUAGAAGGAAAUCCAUUCCGCACUCCUCGAGGAGCCAUUUUGGCAAAAGGAACAGCAGCUGUACUAGAAUACCUAAGAAGUCGAAUUCCUACUUGAUCAGAGUACACUUAUUUUUUUGUUAGGCUUAUCGAUCAAAAUACAAGCAAGAUUUUUACCAUCAGAAACCCAAAGGCCAUACACCAGUCUGACUUCCUUCCUGUUUGUCAACUAUUGAUUAAGCUGGCCUGUGCCAUAAAGCAUUUUUUGUAAUACUGCUUUUAUUCUGUUUGAAAAAAAUGCCCAUCCAUAAAAUCUCAGAUCUUCUUCCAGAGUUGCAUAGAUCAACAUUUCAAUUGAAAAUACCACAAUGCUGAUUGUCUUUAUUUGUAAUGCAGUGAUUUCAAUGGAUACGACCACUAACAAUGACAAUUUUUUCUACAGUUCAGUUUAAAAAAACCUUAAUUUUAGGAACGCUAAAGGGGUUGCAUAAAAAGUAAACUUUCUGAUGUUCUUAGGUUUGUAUUGUCCAUAGUUGUGUGGGACCAAAUGCUUUAUAGCAGGUGACCUCUUAAUCAAAUAGGUAAGUGUUUCACACUGUCUGCCUCCUGUUAAAUGCCUGAAACCUUAAAUUACACACCAAUGCUGUAAUAAUGGUAAGGAUACAGUAUGAACUGUGCUACAAAGAGUGUGAAGAAUGUGUUUAUAAAAGUGAUUGAAUUCUACUUGGUUGACUAGUAAUGAAUAAAUGUUUCCUGUUGGAUGUAAACUAU
Messenger RNA from Gopherus evgoodei (Goodes thornscrub tortoise), 2466 nucleotides. RefSeq names its product leucine rich repeat containing 40 (gene LRRC40). The transcript has 15 exons. The record is from RefSeq and is a predicted model, not a curated record. Bases 2 to 1813 code for a protein of 603 amino acids. Gene Ontology annotation, molecular function: protein binding. Lineage: Eukaryota; Metazoa; Chordata; Testudines; Testudinidae.